Molecule: messenger RNA, 429 nt
Organism: Neohortaea acidophila
Lineage: Eukaryota; Fungi; Ascomycota; Dothideomycetes; Mycosphaerellales; Teratosphaeriaceae
Exons: 3
Coding region: 1-429 (142 amino acids)
Source: RefSeq, a predicted model, not a curated record
AUGGCAGCCGUCAACCUCUCGGCUCGCCAACUCGAGCUUCUCCAAGCCUACAUCACCGAAGUCAAGGGCGACGUCGACUGGCAGAAAGUCGCCAGCAAAGCAAACUUCAAGACCGCCAAGUACGCCCGCGACACCUUUGCCGGCAUCCGCAAGAACUUGCUCGCUGCCACCAACGGAGGGAACGAAGCCGGUGAUGAUGCGGAGGGCAAGGUGAAGACGCCGAAGAAGCGCAAGGGCCAAGACGUUGAUGGCAACGAGGACUCUCCGAUCGCCGAGAAGAAGAAAAAGGCAACUCCCCGUGGGAAGAAGGAGGCCAAGGGCAAAGCUGAGGCGGCUGCAAACAACGAUGCUGAUGAUGAGGAAGGAGGGGUGGCGGUUAAAGAGGAGCCGAACGAGGCUGGGGAGUUGAUGGACGACAUGACUGAUUGA